Molecule: messenger RNA, 7830 nt
Organism: Epinephelus lanceolatus (giant grouper)
Lineage: Eukaryota; Metazoa; Chordata; Actinopteri; Perciformes; Serranidae
Gene: shroom1
Product: shroom family member 1
Biological process (GO): actin filament organization
Cellular component (GO): cortical actin cytoskeleton; adherens junction; apical plasma membrane
Molecular function (GO): actin filament binding
Source: RefSeq, a predicted model, not a curated record
GUUCAGGCGGCCGGCAGCACUAGCAGCUAUCUGCGGCAGUGAAAUAUUCCCUCCGCUGCGCUCAUUGUGCUCUGGAGAGCCGGACGUCAUCGGCUGGCCAAUCAGUGGCUCCCGCUAGGCAGCCUCGGGUCUUGGUGGGGGGAGAAGAGACUCGCUAGAAGUCUUCCCUCUAAUAUCUAGCUCUCCUGGUUACUUGGUCUGGUCCCUCUUUUAGAAGAAGAAAGAUGUUGUGAAAGAGAAACAAGGACGGAAAUCAUUCAGCAAAGCCUUACUUAAAUUGAAACUUAGGGAACUUAUUGCUUUUGCAGAUGGAAAUCAGGAAAGUCAGCAACUUAGACUCAAAGUUUGGGACCCACUGAGCAGACCCUUUAAAGAGGCUUUGAAUAAACAAAAAAGGAGGCCUGAAAAUGACCUAAAUAGCGACAAGUGUGACCGACAACCUGGUGCAAAUGUGUUGGUGGUAAUUUCCCCAGUUUCACCCACAAGGAAGACACAUGCAUCAGCGCACAUACACGUACGGCACAUUAACAAACCCUGCCCUUCCCUUCCUGCCAUCCGCCCCAGUCCUCCAUGGAUUCCUACAGCUUCCACUUUGAGAGAAUGAGCAACGUGGACCUGCAUCCUCUGAGCCUCCCUGUCAGCCGGCUCUCCCCAGCCAAGUCCAACAGCAGCAUCGCCGACCAACUCGCCCACCAUCAACACGGCAAAGGAGACUCUGCCUACAGCUCCUUCUCUGGUGGGUCCACUGCCCCAGAUUACCCCUCUCCCUUUCUCCCAGACGACCUGCAGUCCAGCUCCUUCAGCCACUAUGCUGAUCUUCAGUAUGUAAAGUCCAUUUACCAUCCAACACAGGUUCUGCAGUCUGACUCAAAGACCAUGGACCAGCUCUAUCGCUCUGUGGAAGCUAUCUCAAAGCAGUAUCGCAACAAUACCAGCACCAAUGGCAACCACCACAACCACAAUGGAAACAACAGUUUUCAUACCAACAACAACAAAGCACUCUCUAAACAAGAGGUGCCUUUAGGGGCACCAUCCCAAGGUGCUUACCCUCCUGCCCGUCCUCCUCCAGUCCCAGCACGCCUGGAUAGUUUCAUAGCCACAAAAAACUUGGAAAACAGUAGGGUGCACCAUCAAGGCACUGAGUUUAAACCUCAGCAGCCACAACCUCAGCAACAGCCCAGACCCAACAAUCGACUCCAUCCACAGCUCCAAAGUUCGAAUGCCCCAAAAUCUGAGACGGCUAAACCAGAGACAGGAAAAUUGAACCUCAAUUCUGACCUAGUGUACUCAGUUUGGAGAGGCUCUCAACAGCAACAGCCACAGGCCCAGCAGCCACCAAGCUACCGCCCCCACCUCCAGAACCAUGAUCAGACCAGGGUGCUGCUGAACCCAGAAUACCUUUUCAUCACAGAUAACAAAGCUGUCUCUGAACAGCAGAAGUCAACAAACAUCCUAAGCCGAUCACCUCCCCGAGGCACAAACCAGCCUGAGCACCUGAAACCCAGACAGCUCUCCAGCAGUGGUGGGUGUAAUGGAGACCAUCACAACAAGCCCAGUGGUAGCAGUGGCCAUUUUGAGGGUCAGCGCAAAAGGGCUCACUCAGCUAAUGAUUGGCUUGGUCCAGAGCCAGCCCGAGCUGCCAGUCCCUGGAACGCUGGUCAGAGUUUUAUCAACAGCAGCAUCCAGCAUAAGGGUCAGUUCUACUUUGUCACAGGAGUGUGUAAGUCGUCUGAAUCUGGUAUGCGGACACACUCUGCAUCUGUGUGUGGGUCUGAGGCAGGAAGUGAGAGCUCCACUGUGUUGGAGACACAUCGGCUAAGAGAAAAAGAAAGAUGCCACAGCACAAUGGAUAAUUUGUUCAAACCCAGUGCUGUGACUCCAGAUGAGAGCGAGGCUUUCACUUCCCAGAGCAAGGACUUGUCCCCCAGAAUCCAGGAUCAGGAGAAUCACAGACUAUCCUUCAUCUCAACGCUGUCCUCUCGAAGCUUUGAUGCUUUGGAGGAAAUUGACAUGCUGCAGAGUCGAGAUAUUGGCCGCCACACUGCCAACAACCCUAUAUUCUACUGUGGACCUGAUAGAAACUGCCCACCACAUUCAAUCAAACAAACAAAGGAGGUCACCUCUCUGAUAAACGAUGACCAGCCCAACCACCACAAGAGAGAGGAGCAGGUGAAGAGAGGGAAACGGCAGCCCUUGGGGGAUGUAGCCAGCGAGAGGAUAAACAAAGAAACAACCCCACUUCUGUACCAUCUCACCGGAGCCAGCAGGACAGUUUUGCAGCCUAAAAAAGAUGCUGAUUUCAGUAUAAAAGGCAAGGAAACAAUCCUAAACAAAGCAGGUCAUGGAGACGUGGCUGUUAACGAUAAGGAAAGACCUCCAAAAAGUGACACAGGCAAGAACGAUAGAGGUGAAGUUAUCUCUGUUGCCUGUAACACCCUGGAUGACUCAUUUAAAAAGUACUACAAAGAGAAGCUGAAGGACGCCCAGUCGAAAGUCCUAAGGGAGACGUCAUUUAAAAGGAGAGACCUGCAGCUGUCAUUGCCGCACCGUAUCAGACCAAAACCUGAGCUGAGACCUGCAGUGUUUCACACUUUCACCCCAUCACAGGACUCUGAGACUUCCACAGAUACACUCACUCCCUCUGUGGCCUCUGAGGAGACAGAGAGGGGGAGCAUCAAAGACGAAGUCAGGGAGAGUCAGGAGGAGAUGGACAAAGAGACUGAGAAGGAAAACGGGAAACCCGCGAAUGUGGCCCAGCCCCAGGUAGCACGCAUCGGAGGCAGGAAGCGAUUGACUCAAGAGCAGAAGAAGAUGUGUUACUCUGAACCAGAGAAGCUUAACCAGAUCGGCAAUGCCCCCAUCCACUCUUCAUGCCGCUCCUUUGGCAACGAAAGUGACUGCCUGUUUGCAGCUGAAUGCGAAGGAGAGGAACGCAUGCAGCAAGGAGAACAAGGACUGGUUGCAUCACGGAGGAAGAUGUUUGAGACAAGAGGUAGAGCCCUUUCAGCUCCGAGCACCUCAAAGACGAACCUAAAACAUCUGCAACACAAGGCCCUGAUGGAGUACAUGGAGCGUAAGACAGGACAGAAAGUGGCUGAGCCUCAGCAGCCGGCACCACAGUUACCAGCUCCAUCCAGACAGAGGCAUUCUCUGGGGGAGAAACCCUUCGACUGGGGUCCAAGGCCUCUAUCAGGAAACAAUGAAGGCAAAAACACCAGGAAGAAACUUCACAGACCCCACUCUGCAGGCCGCAUCCUCGAUUCCUCCUCCAGCUCCAUCAGGUAUGCCCAGUUCUUCUCAGCUCAGUCUUGUUCAGGCCAAUAUGCUGGCCAGUCGAAUCAACCCAGAUGGAGGGAGAGCCAGGGUCCAUCUCAGGUGAAAUCUGCAUCAGUGGAGAGCCUGUUGGACCAACCAGAACCACCUAAUUUCUUCAGGAGCAGAUCCACAUCCACACCACAUGCGUUUCAGGCACUCGACUACGAGGAGGAUCCAUUACCAGUUAAUACUAUAGAAACCCAGAGUCCCCAGAUGAAUGCCACUGAGGAGUCCUCAAUAAAGCCGGCUCCUGAGGGCCAGCAGCGGGUCCGUGUGGUCGCACAGAGGGGAAAGUCCAUGGAAGAGCUUGGGUCAUCAAAGUUAACAAGACCAUCGGCCCUGAGUAAAAGUUCUGAGCAGCUGGAUCAACUGUGGAGGGAUUCUCCUGGACCAGGAGGGCCAGACAGAGACAAGAGGAGUGUUUCAUUUUUGGCCGAAGUCAGGGGAUCCCAGGGGCAGGACCGAGGGAGGAAGAAACAAAAUGUAACUGAGCAAGCAGGAAAAGAACCAGAGAUUGUUGGUCAGAGGAACACUCAGGGACAGACGCAAAACCAAACCCAGAAAACACCUUUGAGGCAGAACUCAGAACCAGGAGAGGAUGCAACAUUAGGAACAAGGAGCUCAAGUAGAUCCACUUCCCCGGCCUCCUGCUCCUCUUCGCGGGCCAGGGUUCACUCUGGAUCUCACGGCCCAGUCGCAGAUGAGUCCAGGUCCAGUAGACCACCCAGUGAGACUUCAUCUGACCCAUCUUCCCCCACAUGUGUUGAGACCAGUGAGAGGGAGAUCAAAUCCACCUCAUCCACCCCCACACAAACAAAGCUGUCUUGUGAAAACAGGCCUAGCUCCAGCAGAAUCAGGACUUCUCCGUCCACGACUGGAUCAGAGAGAGAGCAGUCGGUGGAUGAACCAAGCAAUGACGCCCCACAGCCUGAUUCAAACCAUGAAGUGUCUCUGAGCUGCGGCGUCACCACAGAUCCAUCACUGUGGAUUCUCCCUCCAGAGGAAGAGAUCAAAGAGGAAGUCCAGACUCUGCCUCUGACAGACAGCGUUUUUGACGACGAGUCCACCAGCCCGGCCCCUCCAGUGCAGACAAGUGAAGCCUCUGUGUCUCCCUGCACCUCCGUCUCUGACGCAGACAUCAGUCAGCAGGUGGAGGAGCAGGAAAAGCCUAAAACGGAAGAUGAGAAGUUGGGAGAAAACCAGGAGAUGGAGGAGAGGGGAACACCAGAGGGAGAGACGGAGAGCCUGGAGAGGCCCGCUGAGAGACCUCAGUGGGAGGAGCUGGUAGAGGCGGUGGUCAAGACUGACCAGUCACUGGCCAGAGUGCUGUACCCGCUGGCCAAUCGUAAGACGGCGCUGAUGCUGAUGGAGCAGCUGCUGUCUGAGGACACGCUGCUGAUGGAGGAGCACUACAAGAAGAAACAGGAGCAGAAAGGAGCUACAGAAAGCGCUGAAACGGGGGAAAAGGCUGAAUCAUCUCCUCGUCCUCCUGCUCCUGACAGCCUUAAACCUCAGUGUGCAGACUCCCAGAGCAAAGCUGACAUCACCGAGAAGAAGCGCCUAUUGGUGACUUACAUCGAGGAGCGUCUGCACUCGCUGGAAGAGAUGCGUGGUGCCCUCCAGACGGAGAUUCAGGACAAUGUGGCCCACGGAGAGGCCCUGGAGGCACUGGUCUGUGAGCGUUGUCUGCCCGUGGAGCUGGAGAGGUACAACCUGUUCAUAGGAGACUUGGAGAGGGUGGUCAACCUGCUGCUGUGCCUCUCUGCCCGGCUGGCCAGGGUGCAGAACGCCCUGAGCACCGUGGACCAACACACAGAUGCUGAGGAGAAGCAAUCUCUGGACAGUCGCCACCGUCUGCUGUGCAAACAGAGGGAAGACGCCAAAGAUCUGAAGGAUAACCUGGACCGGAGAGAGAACCUAGUCUCCACCUUCCUGUCGCGUCAGCUGUCCGCCGAGCAGCUGCAGGACUACCGACGCUUCGUCCAGACCAAGGCCUCGCUGCUAAUCAGGCAGAAGGACCUGGAGGAGAAGCAGAGGCUGGGAGAGGAGCAGCUGGAGGUUCUUUCCAAUAGCUUGAAUCUGUGAAGGGAGGAGCGACAAAAGCACAGAUUCCACUUGCAUAGGAGGAGGAUGACUUCCUCAAAGAGACAAGUAGCGAGUUUUGGCCGUAGUGGACACACAAGGCAUGGAUAUCUCCGACACUUUGCACCCUGUUAUGACUUUCUUUACUAGAGGGCUCUCCUCAUGUGAGAUGAGCAAUAAAGACUGUUGAAACUGAAGCUCUUUGCCUUUCUGCCCAGAAAGCUCACCCAGUCUCCGCCCAUUAUCAGUCUGCACAAUCUGCAAAGUGCACCUAAAGACUUCCCCCCACGUAUCGCACAUUUCCGUUGACUUUGAACAGAGGACUGAGCAGUUUGUCCGUGUGCCUUGACGUCGGUGUUGCUGUGGAACAUUCUCCAUUAGAGCUGCUGCGUGGAAACUUAGCAUCCCCUGUUAGCAAUUCAGCAACUGUCCUUCACUUUUUCAAUACGACGGUAGCGCUACAGCCCUGUAUCUGCACCUGUGGAAACCUAUUAUAAGCUUUAAGAUUGUAUUUCAGCCUGCGAGAAGGCUUCAGUAAAAAGAGCGUAGCCUGAGAGGGGGCGAUGUACUGUAUCAUGUCAGUAAAAUGUACAAUAGAUUUAGUAGAUUUAAUCUUUUUGUUUUUUUUUGUAAAUGUUCUUGUUUUUAAACAUGUUUCAAAUUAAGGCACUAAAAACCAAAAAGGGUGAAUGAAAAAAGCACUUUGUAAUGAUACAUAAAUGCACAUUUCUUCAAAUCUGAUUCAAGCAAUUUCAAGCGAAAGCCUUACUCCCUCCGUUUAAACAAUGUCUCUCUUGUUUGUGUUUUCGUUAAUUUUAAAUAGGAAUGUCGAAAUAAUCUUUUUAAAAAGGUACACGAGCACACCCAGCAACAAUAAGGAUUGUGUACCUUUCCAGCUAAUUUCAUACUUAAUGUCAUUAAGUCUUGAUGAUUUCAUGCUGGAACGGUUUCUCAUAAGGAGGUGCUAAACUUUAAAGCAGAUUAUAAGUAAGCAACAAUUAUAUCACUGAGUAUUUUCUCCCAAUGUCCCUUUGUUGCAGAAGUGACACGUGAUACUUGAAAUACUUUUUUUUUUGUAAGAGGAAGGUCCACAAUCUUCACUUCAGGUGUCUUAAACUAAUUUUCUAUUCUCUACCUCCGCAGCGUAGCCCCUUGUAGACAUAUGUAACCUUUAUUUAAACUUACUCAGUAGUCUUAAGUUAAAUUGCUGGUCUUUUUAGCCCUGAAUGAAAACACACUCUUGAAUCAAAUGUCCUUCCCUUUAAUUUUUAAAAUGCAUCUGUGUUCCUACAUUAAUAUGUCAUUAGUUUUAUAGUAAUAUUAAUUUCUUUUUACUGAAUCUUCAACCAGAUACAUUGGAGAGUCGUUUAAGAGUGACGUGAGCUGUUGCUCUGCGUCAGAGUAUAUGUGUGUGUGUGUGUGUGUGUGUGUGCUUGAAAUCAUGAAUUUCUUAAUUUCAUGUGCGUAGAGAUUAGUUGUCGAUCAGAAUGACAGAACUCCUCUCAGUGUUUGCCGUUUAAGUUUUCAGCGAAUCUCAUAUGAAGUCAUGAAGUGAUCAAAAUGUUAUCGUCCUUCAGGAUAUUAAACCUGUCGGCUGUACUGAAAAACAGUGAUCCAGUGUAUGGGUUGAAUGUUGUGUGUAUGAUAUUUGUGUAAUAAUAACCACAAUGAGGAAGAGCAUCAUUAGCAGCUGUUACCCUUUAAAGAAAACAUUUACAAACCAACUCAAAUUGUCAAAAAAUCAAGUGGAAACUCUUUUACGUUGAAAGAUAUUUCAGGUUUUCUUUGCUAAAUAGUUGGUCCACCCCUGCCACCACCCCUAAAACAUUUCUCUGGAGAUUUACAACCCCGUCCGCUUCAGUUUGCUAAACAAAUGUGUGUUUGUUUUGGCCUUUGUGCUGACGCAGGGCUGAAGGGUUAGAAAUACUCUCAUGUUGUUCCCCGCAGCCUGCUGGAAUUCCUGAAGUAUGCAACAUUUUGAAGAAAGAAAAGACUUUGGGGGGAGAAAGUGAGGAAAACUACUCCCACAGAGGAGGAGCAGCAGCACAUGGACUCAUUUUUAGCUCCUGCUAUGUGUGCGCACUAACAAACAUUUGUCAGCUUCCUGAGUCAUUUCUUGUUUCUGUCAAAGCAGUGUUUUGUCAAGGUCGCAAGAAAAACGGGCCUGUGUUUGAAGUAGGAUUAUAUUUGUUUAGUUUGUUUCAAAUGCGUGUGACAUUGAUACGAAGAGAAUCUGUUAUAACGCUGAGAAGGAAAGACAUAUUUCAGUGAGUCCCAGCUGGUGGGAUGACAGCAGACAUUUCUAAAUCCACAUCUUCUGCUCUUUUUCACACCUGUUUCCUGUUGAGAGUUUGAGUUGUUUUUUGUGCCUGUUUGGAGUUGUAAAUUCCACAAUGUUUGUAAUAUUGUGAAUAAAUUAAGCUCUCCCUCUCC